GCAGGGCUGUGAUUGGUCCGUCGCGGUGGGUGUUUCCGCAUUCCGCGCAGAGCUGUCGGCAGAAGUCGGAGCGAGGACCGUCGCGUGAAGAAAGCCUCCUCCAGUGAUUCCCAGAGGAAUAGCGGUCCAUCGCCCGGAAGCAGACAUGCCUUACAUGUUCAUCAGUACGCAGAUCAGACUGGAGACUGGUCCAACUAACGUGGGGGAUGAAUAUUCGGAUCCAGCUCUCAUGAACUACCUGGGAGCAAGGAAAACGACCAUGCUGGGAAACAAUUUUGCCGAGUACCAGGUGGACGACCCGCCUCGCCUGGUGUUGGACAAACUGGAGAAGAUGGGGUUCCGCGUGCAGGCCAUGACGGGGGUGGGACAGACGCUGGUGUGGUGCCUGCUCAAGGAGACGGAGUGAUCGGUCAUGGUGCGAGGGUUGGCUGUAUCAUAAUGCCUCCAGAAGAACAAAUGUGAAGAACUUAUUUUUUUAAACGUUGGCUCUACAUUGAACACAACGACAGCUCAAAAUCUGCCUUAUCUCAGGCGUAAGGUUUCAGAUUACCUUAAAGAGGUGAACAAUUUCCGGGUAAAACUAAACUACAUUCCAGACCUUUUGCCUAUUGUUUGCUGUUUACUACUGGUGAUCAAAUGGGAUUGUUAGGGAGUGAGGGCCAGUUUAAGUGUUUGCUAAAUCAUAUGGCAGUAAAACUUAAUAAAGCAUGUCUCUAAUUUCUGCCUGUACAAAAGACCUCACCCAGUUCUCCCCGUUUUCUGUCCAAUAAAUUAAACCCUACUCCAGAUAGAGAGGAUUAUACUUGCAGCACUGUGUAAAGAUGUUUUUGUAAGUUUAUCAUAUGCUUAUGAUUAAAAUGAUGCAUAUUGAUUGUAAACUUAUGAAUAAAAGAAAACAAUCCUGUUGCAAAGGAUA
Molecule: messenger RNA, 916 nt
Organism: Trematomus bernacchii (emerald rockcod)
Lineage: Eukaryota; Metazoa; Chordata; Actinopteri; Perciformes; Nototheniidae
Gene: gchfr
Product: GTP cyclohydrolase I feedback regulator
Exons: 3
Coding region: 146-406 (86 amino acids)
Biological process (GO): negative regulation of biosynthetic process
Cellular component (GO): nucleus; cytoplasm
Molecular function (GO): GTP cyclohydrolase binding
Source: RefSeq, a predicted model, not a curated record